Molecule: messenger RNA, 1994 nt
Organism: Hypanus sabinus (Atlantic stingray)
Lineage: Eukaryota; Metazoa; Chordata; Chondrichthyes; Myliobatiformes; Dasyatidae
Gene: tlcd2
Product: TLC domain containing 2
Exons: 4
Coding region: 240-962 (240 amino acids)
Biological process (GO): phospholipid homeostasis; regulation of membrane lipid distribution; membrane assembly
Cellular component (GO): plasma membrane
Source: RefSeq, a predicted model, not a curated record
CCCUGUGCGCGCGCGCGUGCGCGCGGUUCCGGUUCCCGGCGGCAAUGCACGGAACGCCAGAGACAGGGCAAGCUGAUGUGAGGCAGCGAGUUGCGUAAAACUCGCAGAGGCUAUUUAUCAAGCCCACUCGGCCAAGCCUCUGCUCCUGUAGCUGAAACCAAAACGCAAUCCUGUGCUCUGCUUUUCUUGGCGGGGCUGCCUGCACUGUUUACUUAUUUCGUUGUAUCGAUUGAGGUACAAUGGAGUGGAAUCCCGCGAUUUUAAUUAUAGGAGCUUCCUUUGGAAGUUUCAAACUGAUUAGUCGAGUUGUGGGGUCUUUCCCAACGCCAGAGUCUGCCUUGAGGAACAGAUGGAAAUGGAGAAACAUUCUCACUUCUAUGAUGCACAGUGUGGUGACAGGGAUUUGGGCUGUCCUGUGUUUUUAUUUGCACCGGCCGAUGGCCCAGGACCUGAUCGCUACAUAUUCUCUCUCGUCUCGCUGUCUCGUGUCGGUCUCCGUAGGUUAUUUCCUCCAUGAUUUCACGGACAUGCUGUGGAAUCAGAAACUGCAACAUUCCUGGGAGCUUCUUUUCCAUCAUGCUGUGGUAAUUAUCUGUUUUGGCAUAGCUGUGUGCCUCUGCAGAUACAUCGGGUUUGCGGUGGUUGCCUUGUUGGUUGAAAUCAACUCAGUCUUUCUCCAUCUGAGGCAGAUUCUUCUGAUGGCCAACAUGCGCAAAACUACGUUCUUCCGCAUCAAUAGCAUCAUCAAUCUGGGAACCUACAUCAUCUUCCGCAUCAGCACACUUGCCUGGAUGACACGCUGGGUGGCCUUAAAUCGUGACAAUAUUCCUCUGGUGACUUACAGCAUUGGCAGUGUGGGAAUGGCCAUUAUGAUUCUGAUGAACAUCGUGCUCUUUUACAGACUACUGAGAAGUGACUUCCUGAAAUCCAGCAGAGAAGGGAAGAAGGAAAAGGAAAUUUGAAAUGGUGUUCUGCCAAUGGUACUGAUACGUGGAUUUAGUUACUAAAAAGGAAGCAUUUUUUUUGCUCCUUUGAUCAGAAAUUUUCUUUUACACUGUAUAUAUACUUACGGAUUUGUACUUAAUUUUUUGUAUCUAACAUCAUGGAUUAUAUUUUUAAAUGAUACAAUAAUUAUGCAAAAAACAUUGUGAAUUUUCUUUUAAACAUAUGCUUCUAGAUGUGCUAAAAGAGUAAAAUUCCUUAAUUUUUCACUACCUCACAUUGAACUACAUCUUGCAAGUAUUAAUGUUAUCAAGCAGAGCUACACUGUGGUUAUGUGCCAGGUUAUUCUGGGUUUUACUGCUGGAGCUCUCUACCCAACAGCCAUAUGAGAGUACCUUCACUAAUAGACCUGUGGUGGUACAGAAGACAGAGCACCAUCAUUAUCAGGGUUUUCCUUAUCAUAAUGAACAAUGUCAUAAAGUAUAUAGUUCAUUCAUCAUUUGUUUUCAAUUAAUUAUAUGGUUGAUGGGUUGUUCCUUAGUUUGUAUUGAGCAGGAGUUCCCAAGGCGGGGUCCAUAUGGCAUAUAAAAGAUUGGGAAACCCUUAAGAGUGAUGGUUGCCAUACAGAUGAUCUGUGAUAGUGGUGCUUACAGGAGGCAUACAGUAGUCUUAAGCAGAUAUAUCGUUAUCUUGAAAAUACAUAUCUUCACAAACUUUAACAUUGCUUUGAAAAUAUAUCUGUAUGUGUGCGACUCAACUAUUUUUGGAACUGUUACCAAUUAUCUCUGCUCUUUUCUUAUGUCAAAAUUGAACUUUUGCUUGAGUAUUCAUAUUCAGGAAAUACAAGGUAUAUACAGCAGAAGUAAUUAUUUUUGCUUUUAUGAGAAAUAAUUUCAUUUGUGGCAAAUAUUAAUGUUUAUCCAGUGACAAGAUACACCAGUUCUGAGACUGCUUUCUCAAAGAUUUUUAAUUUUAUUUUUGAUGCUUUGAUUAAUUAAGUAAUUUGUGUGAAAAUUUGCUCAAAGAUAUUAAAUAUACUGAAAAGCACUUGU